Penaeus vannamei (Pacific white shrimp) is the source of this 1824-nucleotide messenger RNA. NCBI's taxonomy places the organism in Eukaryota, Metazoa, Arthropoda, Malacostraca, Decapoda, Penaeidae. The record is from RefSeq and is a predicted model, not a curated record.
CUUCAGGCAGCCGAGCGGGGCCAGAACUGCGAGAUAAGUAGUCUAGAAGAGUGUGAGUUCAGUCCAAAGAUGGCAAUGGAGCCUUCCCUGAAAGUUAAUCUGACGAUGUUCUACCGUGGCAAUGGCCUGCCUGGAAAGGUCGCGUUCAACCUCACUCUGCAAGGAAUCUACAGCAAUACCACCAAAUUCAGAUUCCGCAACACCAAGUUCGACGAGUGUGACCUCUGCCGCCAAGUCCAGCUGCAUAACGUGGUUUUGCCUCACGAGGGCCAAGUCCACUGGAGCUGCACUUUCUUCGAGGAGCCCUACUACACCGACAGCAGCAUCGAGCUCGUUGUGGCGGACGGGAGGGGCGGAGGAAGCCAGUAUUAUUUCAGGGUUCCUGAAGGAGUCAGGAUCAACGGGAGGGCGAACGAAACCACCUGGCAAUUAUUUCUGCUGCUGCGCUUGAGUGACUUGGAGACCGACCACCGGCUCUCUGUAUCCCUCCAGCUGGCGCCCUUCGGAGGACUCAACUAUACGGUGGUCCUCGUGAGGUGCACUUCGGGAGAUGCGGGGGACUGCCCUGAAAACGGAGAGGAGGUCGACCGAAAAACCAUAGCGGGUCCUGUCGAGGCUCCGGCGAUGGCCAGGCAGGAGGCAGUGGAAUUCACGGUGACAGAGAUCGGGAUGUAUGUGGUGACUGCACAGAUUCUCAGCCCGAGAUGUAAUAACUGCACAUUCCUCUCGGUUUCCCCUCUGUUCGCCCUGGAGGCCAACAAGCUGGUUCCGAGAGUGGUCGGAGGCGCGGCGGCACUCGUCCUCCUGGUCGCGGCACUAUCUGGCACUUGCAUCCUCUGCGCACGGCACCACAGAGAGCCCCAAUCGAUGGACGACAGAACACAUCGCGCUGUCGGAUCGGAUCCUGUUCCUGCUACCAGCGGAUCUCCACGGCCACAGCAUCACGCCCAUCAUCAACCAGUGGGAUCACGCCCCAACCACUUCACCAGCACCGUCCGCAAUCGCCCCUGCGCCGCCACCGUCGUCUUGCCCUUCAGUGGCGAGAUUCCUUGUCAGAUCUUUGACCUGCGGAGGUUCCGUCUCCCUCGUGACCUGCCAUCGAUGGUCACAUGGACACACCACGGCGACGUGACCCCGAACCAUUACAUCAUGUGGCGUCUUCACCUCCACGGCUUGACCUCCAGCCUCGCCAGGGUCAAGUCGAGGAUGCUUCAGGCGAUGAAGGAGCACCGGGAAAGGCUAGCUGGGGUGACGGAUCGAGACGCGUCGUGUUCGAGCGCCACCAGCCUGCUUCUUUGGAAUGGCAAGAUGACGAGGACGAGCACGUCAGAGGAUCCUGUUCGUCCGGCCACGAAUGGGCAGCAGGAAAAGCAGUUCCCGACGGAGGGCCGGGAAGACCCGAGACCCGGAGGAGAGUUCGACCCGAUGAUUAGUUCCGCCGAAGAUCUGGUCGGAGGGAGAAACCGAGGUGUUCGUUUUAGCUCCCUGGCUUCGGCUUCAGAAAAUGACCCCGACGAUAAACUUCCAGACUCAGUAUUCAUGUAAUUUGCCUUUGGCGGCCGCCUGCCUCUCACUACCUCUACCAACCUGUCCGUGUAUAUGUUUAUCUGUCUGUCAUUUUUCUCUUUAUGUUUCUCUUAAUUUAUGUGAAAAAAUUAUAACCUAUCGAUGACCCACUUCCAAAAAAAAGUGAAAGUUCUGUACAGAACGAGACAAUCACACGAUUUUUAUGUGAAAGAGAUAAUAGAUAUAAAUAAAAUGUUUUGUUUGAAUUUUGAAGAAAAAAAAAAAAACGUUGAAAUACAUGUAGUCUGUUGAUCUGUU